Hermetia illucens (black soldier fly) is the source of this 3956-nucleotide messenger RNA. It is a transcript of the gene ClC-a, whose product is annotated as chloride channel protein 2. Lineage: Eukaryota; Metazoa; Arthropoda; Insecta; Diptera; Stratiomyidae. Bases 534 to 3491 code for a protein of 985 amino acids. The transcript is spliced from 13 exons. Gene Ontology annotation, cellular component: membrane. Gene Ontology annotation, biological process: transmembrane transport; chloride transport. The record is from RefSeq and is a predicted model, not a curated record. Gene Ontology annotation, molecular function: voltage-gated chloride channel activity.
AUAAUUCGUCCGAGGUGUCGUCUUAUCAUGUGAUACUCCAAACGAAAUAUCACCAGCGAUCUGAGCUCUCGUCUAUUGGGAAAAAGAAAAUCAACUUCAAGAUCAGGGCAACUCGCGGUAAGCCCACUUUUGCGACUACCUGUCCGCUUAGUGUCGCGCCAAUCGUGCCCGUGUACUUGGGCACCUGUACACCGUGUAAUAGAUAUUUGUCCGGGAAAAUGCGUUCGUUUUCAUGCUAAUCAUAUUAUUAACGUGCUCAUAUAAGUAGAUAUUCGACUUUCGGGUAGUUCUCUCCAGUGGAUCGUGCGGCCGGACGGAGUUUUCCGUGGAAAUAUUUGUGCUUACUUUGAGUGUUUACUGCGAAUCGUUUAUUUUGAAAAUCGUGUUCUAGGAGCGAUCGGCUUAAUUUGGAACCUGGUUAAAGGCAAUAAUGAAGCAGUGCGAAAAGUGUAAAGUGGUUGCAUUGUAAUGCUAUAUAGUGCGUUAAAGCCAUUUAGCGUGGUGGUGUAAAAUUGCGGUCGACAGGUUACAGAAUGGCCUUUUCAAAUGGUAAAAUGGAUCGGCUGUCCGUGUCGCCGAGAAUCCUUUCGAUGAACAGGUCCAUGUCUCCUAUUCCAACCGACGACGAAAGCGAAUCGGGACUAGGGUAUCAGAACACUUUGAUGUAUGGCCGCUAUACAAAGGAUUUAGGAGAAUAUGCCAAAGAUGAAGCAAGAAAACUCAAAAUACUUGAAAAAAGAAGGAAACAAGAAGACAAAGCCAGAAAUAAGGAAUUAUUCAACAAAAGGAGAAGUCGUCUAAUUAAGGUUUUAUCAUGGAUUUGGAAGCGAACAUUUGCCCGUUUAGGGGAGGACUGGGUCUUCCUGGCAUUAUUAGGUAUUAUAAUGGCAGUACUGUCUUAUAUCAUGGACAAAGGAAUAUCAAUAUGUACAAGUGCGCGAGUAUGGCUCUAUAGAGAUUUAACAAUCCAACCAGUGGCACAGUAUUUGGCAUGGGUUUCGCUGCCGGUUUGCCUCAUAUUAUUCUCAGCGGGAUUCGUGCACCUUAUUGCACCUCAGAGUAUAGGUUCUGGAAUCCCCGAAAUGAAAACAAUUUUACGAGGGGUUGCACUCAAAGAGUAUCUCACCUUUAAGACUUUGAUUGCUAAAGUGAUUGGACUAACAGCGACUCUUGGCAGCGGUAUGCCACUAGGCAAAGAAGGUCCAUUUGUGCACAUAGCUAGUAUAGUUGCACAAUUAUUGAGUAAGUUAGUAACUUCCUUUCAAGGAAUCUACGAGAAUGAGUCACGCAACUCAGAAAUGUUAGCAGCAGCUUGUGCUGUAGGAGUGGGAGCGUGUUUUGCAGCACCUAUAGGGGGUGUCCUAUUUAGUAUCGAAGUAACUACAACGUAUUUCGCUGUGCGAAACUAUUGGCGAGGCUUCUUCGCCGCAGUAUGUGGUGCAACGAUAUUUCGGCUGUUAGCAGUUUGGUUCCAGAAUACAGACACUGUUCGUGCUUUCUUCCUCACACAUUUUACUGCUGAUUUCCCAUUUGAUCCUCAGGAGCUGUUCAUCUUCGCUUUAAUGGGGGUAGUUUGUGGAGUUGGAGGAGCUCUUUACGUGUGGGUGCAUAGGAAAUACGUAUUAUUUAUGAGAUCGAAUAAAAAGAUAAAUAAGUUUCUUCAAAAGAACCGAUUUCUGUAUCCAGGUAUCCUGGCCUUAUUAGUUUCUACGCUAUCAUUUCCGCCUGGAACCGGGCAAUUCAUCGCCGGCGAAUUAAGCACACAUCAACAAGUCACAGAUCUUUUCUCGAAUUUCACCUGGUCACAUGAAGAAUUAACAGUCGAGCAAGCUGCAAUUGUUACUCAUUGGACAACACCUCAUACGAAUGUGUUUGUUAGCUUAUCAUGUUAUAGCUUAUUCACGUUUUUCUUCUCCAUCGUCGCAUCCACUAUCCCAGUGCCAUCCGGUAUUUUCAUUCCUGUGUUCAAAAUUGGCGCCGGGUUAGGACGAUUAGUCGGCGAAGGAAUGCAUCUAUGGUUCCCCAAUGGUGUACGAUAUGGCGGUCGACUGUCCCCUAUUAUACCAGGAGGAUAUGCAGUUGUCGGAGCUGCUGCCUUUUCAGGAGCUGUAACUCAUACUGUUUCCGUGGCUGUUAUUGUCUUCGAGAUGACCGGGCAAAUCACUCAUGUCGUUCCGGUAAUGAUAGCUGUUUUGAUUGCCAAUGCAAUAGGUGCAUUACUGCAGCCAUCUAUGUACGAUAGUAUUAUCCUUAUUAAGAAAUUACCAUAUCUGCCAGAUCUUUUGCCAUCAAGUUCAGGAAUGUAUAACAUUUAUGUAGAGGACUUCAUGGUGAGAGACGUGAAAUACAUUUGGCAAGGAAUCAGCUAUCAAAAGUUGAAAGAGAUUUUGAAAGCAAACAAACAUUUAAGAAGUUUACCCUUAGUCGAUAGUCCUGAGAAUAUGAUACUCCUGGGGUCAGUGCAAAGAUAUGAACUCAUUAAGAUGAUUGAAAAACACGUUGGUCGUGAGAAACGUUUGGAAGUAGCUGCAAAAUGGCAGAAGGAAGCAGAAGAAAGAGCACGGGAGGAAAAGGAGCGUCUGGAGAAUGAAAGUAACGAGCGGAUUAGAAGACCUUCAAGAUUUGAAGUUUCACCUGCACCCGAUAUCUUAGCACUUCGGCAAUUUGCUAAUGAUGAGAUGCUUCCGCCACAAGCAAAGAAGCGCCAAGAGAAUCAUCACCCAAUUUUUGGGAUUCAACCAAAAAAGUCUAUUCUCAAGAAGACAAACUCGUUCACACUGAAGGGUUUCACACCUCUUUCGCCUCACAGUCCGGUUGUGACCCCAUACACCACCAUUACCGGCAAUGAGCAUCGAUUGAGAUCAGCUUUCGAAGCCAUCUUCAGGAAAUCUGCAACACUUCAAGAUGUAACUCCAGAUCCUGAAAUUGGGUCUGUAAGCUCACCUAGUUUACAUCGUAUGACUGACUCAGUUCCCCACACCCCAAGUGUUCUCAAGAAAGUUCAGCUGCCUAGAGAGCGCGUAAUCGAUAUGUCGCCCGAAGAUCAAAAAGUAUGGGAAAUGGAAGAAAUGGCCCAACCAAUUGAUCUGGAAGCUGCCAAAGUUAGCAUUGAUCCCGCGCCAUUCCAACUUGUCGAAAGGACAUCAAUUUUGAAAGUACAUUCAUUAUUCUCGAUGGUGGGGAUAAAUCAUGCUUACGUGACUAAAAUUGGACGAUUAGUUGGGGUGGUGGCACUGAAAGAGCUGCGAAAAGCCAUCGAAGACAUAAACAGCAACAACUUCAUCACACAGUCAGUUGCGCCUCCCGAAAAGCCAAGAAUCGAGAUUAGUUCUGAGACAGGAGCCGUGCAGGAGCCUCUUCUAAAUGAAAGUGAUAAGAAAGUGAACAUGACUAUCACUUCCAUGGAUUCAGCCUUAUCGAAUUCAGAAAUUGGCUCCGACAUUGAAAUGGAUACGAUGACGGAGAAGAGUGAUAAGCCGAGACCGAACUGAGUGGACCAAAGAUCAAAGCAUAUUCCUUCAGCCCAGUUGAACUCAUCCAGCUAGAUAGAAGCAAACGCAUCAUAGUACAUACAUACUACAUAUAGAGCAUAAUCUUUCUAUGUCUAUGCAUUUUUAUUAUACGAUAAUAAAUUCUCUAGUGUAAAAGUGAACCGACAUAGCGAAAAAUGUGAUUUUAUACCUUGAAAAGAACAGAUUUGUUCAUUCGUAGUUCUCUUAAUUUUUUUAAUUUUAAUUAGUCAAUUUUACUGUACAUAUUUCCUUCCUACCAACAUUUCGUGUUUGUAUUGGACAAAUUUGUCCUAGUUUCGCUCCAAUGUGAACCACGUCAUGAACGUUCUAGUUAUUUGAGUUUUAAUGAGAAAAGACAUUACUUGUAGAUGAUAAGAGUAUAAUAGUGAAGAGAAUAUUUAUGUUAUUUUAGCGUAUAAGAUAAAUAAAGAUAAUCUAUGGAAA